GUCGGCGGCAGUGGUCACCGCUGGUCACCGAGACGGUCUCGAGAAUCAGCCGUGUGCGCGUUUCGCGAACAUGCGCCCCGUGUAUCCUUUAAAUCGCUCCACGGGCAAAGUGCGCGCUGUUAUGUGCCUUUUCUUCGAUCCUCGAUCGCAAUAACGAGAAGAACGAACGAUCGGAUAAGUCUGGAGGAUCGAGUUCGAUCGGCCGACUCCGCGCUCCGAUACUUCUCUGUGUGGAUAGACAGCGGGGAAGUAAAGUCGAUCGGUUGUCGGAUUGGGUGAUAUCGCAACAACAGACUGAGACGAAAUUAGAAACGAUAGAACGGGUAGAAAAGAGCGACACGGAGUUGGAGUCGAUACAUUUGAAUCGAGGAGGACAGACUCGCACAAAGGUGAUAAAGGAGAGAAAAGAAGAAAAGCCAAGUUGCGAAUAACGGUGUACAGGGAUCAAAGUAAAGGAUAACCAAAGAACUCUGACGGGAUUGAGUAAGUUGUAGCGUAUAGUUGUAUAGUUGCGCGUCGGGACGGUACGAGAGAGUGGUUGGUGUCGUCGCAUAGCGAUCAUCGGACAGACGAUCGAUCAAGAUCGAUCGGUCCUGCGGCAUCUGGAUCGCGGCUCGAUCGCCUCGGCGGCGGUCCCGCUCGGCGUCCACGUUGGUGGCUCGAUAGGAACGACGACGACGACGACGACGUCGUCGUCGUGCGAACGCCGACGUAGGAGGAGGAGGAGGCGGUGGCGUAGGGGAAGGUGGUGCUGGUGGAGGUGGUGGUGGAAGCGGCGGGAGGUAGAAUGGUGCCUUCCGGCCCGUGUCGAUCUCGAGCGGAAAGACGCGCCGAGAUGUCGCCGCGCCGUCUCGCGCCCCUGCUGAUCCUCGGGACGAUCCUCGCCGGGCUGACGAGCACCGCCGCCGCGGAGAGGAUGAGCGGCCUCUACGUCGACAACGGCUUCGACCAGACGAUCGUCCACAGGGUGGUCAGUCAGCGCGAGAAACGCGAGGUUGAGCACGAGAUAUUGAAUCUUCUUGGAUUACCGGAUCGGCCGAGAAGUACGGCCGGUAGGCCGCCACAGGUCAAGAGGUCGGCGCCCAAGUUUCUCUUGGACAUAUACAAGAACGCUCUCGGCGAGGACGAGGACGAGAAGCCGAUCGGCGAGCAACGUAGGGCCGGCGAGUUCGACCUCACCGGCCAGGAUCUCAGGGCCAUCGACCAGAGCGACGUCAUCAUGACCUUUGCCGCGCACAAUCAUCAUGUUCCCGGAGUGAGGCAUGAGCGCGGCAAAAGGCUCUGGUUUGACGUCUCCGAGGUACCACCCGGGGAACACAUAAUCGGUGCAGAGCUCAGGCUCUAUCGCAGCAUGGACGUGAAGAAUCGGAGGAAUCGUGGAUCGUACAUGAUCACGGCCUACAGGGUCUUGAGAACCGAGGACGGAACAAGGGAGUUGCAAUACGUGGACGCAGUCAACACGACGACGGGAAAAGAGGGAUGGUUGACAUUAAAUGUUAGCGAACCUCUCGACCAUUGGGUGAACAAUCCUGAUGGGAACAAGGGAUUGUAUCUGUCAGUACAUCCCGCAGAUCGCUCUGUACACGAAAUGAGACCAGAGGACAUUGGGAUCGUCGGAUUCAGAGGCGACCCAGACAAGCAACCCUUCAUGGUGGGUUACUUCAAGAGUUCUGGUAUCAGAGAGUCGAAAGUUCGGCAGAAACGUGAUGCUAGGAGAAAAAAGAAGAGCGAGUCGUCGAGUCUGGAUUAUCGGAAUAAUCCGUACACCGAUCCAGUCGUGCAGUACAACUCGAGGACCUGCAAAAUCCAAACGUUGUACGUCAGCUUCAGGGACCUGAAAUGGCAGGACUGGAUCAUAGCACCGGACGGGUACGACGCAUAUUACUGCAGCGGCGAAUGCAAUUUCCCUUUGAACGCUCAUAUGAACGCGACCAAUCACGCCAUCGUCCAAACGCUGGUGCACCUGGUCAGCCCUGGUAAGGUACCAAAGCCGUGCUGCGCGCCCACCAAGCUCUCGCCGAUCUCCGUGCUGUAUUUCCUCGACGAAAGCAACGUUAUACUGAAGAAGUACAAAAACAUGGUCGUUAAGAGCUGCGGUUGCCAUUGAUCGUCCGGGAUUAGCAACAUGUAUACGUGUGCGGACAGCGCACUCGAACCGAGUCGAACGCAAACGACACAGUGACGCUGGAUCUUGGGUCUAGGACCGACUCGGUUCGAUCCAUGGAGAGAUCGAGUCGAUUAUCGAGUGGUCGAAUGACAAAAUUAAGUCAUGGUGUGUCUUCGAGCAACCUUCGAUUUAUUGAAACGUGUUUCAAGUGAUUCAGAUUCUUAUUUUGAAGAUUCCGAUGUUUAGUUAUCGAGAUGAUCGGUAGAGGGUGUUUUAGAGUUACGGGUGAGUAGAAAAGGAGUACGAUGGAGGAAUAUCUUUUCUUGGGAUUCGUUUGUCUGCUUUUAAGGUGUGGAUUGGGUUGCGAAUAUUGCCUUUAUUAGGUAGGUGUCUGUGCAUGUCCAUGGACAGACUGGAGUUCUGCGGACGUUGAUGUAACGU
Molecule: messenger RNA, 2548 nt
Organism: Eufriesea mexicana
Lineage: Eukaryota; Metazoa; Arthropoda; Insecta; Hymenoptera; Apidae
Gene: gbb
Product: glass bottom boat
Exons: 6
Coding region: 788-2107 (439 amino acids)
Cellular component (GO): extracellular region
Molecular function (GO): cytokine activity; growth factor activity
Source: RefSeq, a predicted model, not a curated record